AUGCCGAGCUCAAGCUCAAGCUCCCGGUCCAAGCCCAAGGCCUCCGAGGUCGCGGCCGAGACUCGACGGACGUGCAUUCCAUUGAUCCGAGCAAAUUACUCGCACAUCUACCGUCUCGACUCCACGCUAUAUCCCCAGCCGGUAGACCAGCUGGACUUCAGCCAGUACCCCCGGCCCUUCUCUCGGACACCAGCAAUCUACGUGAGGAAUGGCGAUCCCGUCAAGGUGGCGCUCGAGUGGCAGGCACAUUUUGCGGCCCAGAGCGGCGAGCCGGUGCCGGUGCCCUUCAUAUGCGCAGCCAACGACAAGCGGCCUGGUGGCGACUGGGAGACGGGCGUGAUUGGCUACGAAGAGCGACUGUGUCGACGAAGCACUCUCUCGGCCUCGCUGUCCACGCCUUCGCCCGAGAGCUACUGCCAGACCAACUAUCCAAUCCCCAUCGAGGGCGGCAUUCUGUCGGAAGAAGUUGUCGUGUUCCGUGGACCACACGACCGCUACGAGAAGCUGCCGCCACAGGAAUGGAGAGUGCUGCCGGUGUGUUCGGUACCACCGGUGCGGUGGCCCAAGCUGACACAAAACGGGACCAAGUACUCGUUUGCGGAGGAGCGGGACAUGGUUAAGAACAAGCUGCGGGCAGCACUCCGCAUAUGCGUCUAUAACAACUACGCCAAUAUUGUGGUCGGCGACUUCGGCCUGGGCAACGGCUACCGCAAUCCGCCGCAGGAGCUGGCUGAGCUGUGGCGCGAGGUGGUGUUAUGGGAUGCCGAUCUGCGCGGCCGCAUCCAGUCGAUCGCCUUUGUCUUUGAGGAUCCCAACCAGAGCACGGCCCGCCUGAUCCAGGACGAUCUAGCCAAGAAGAGCAGACAUGGCAGCAAGAGCAAGUCUAAAUCGGGCAGCAGCAGCAGCAGCAGCAGCAGCAGCAGUAGCAGCAGCAGCUCGAGCUCGAACUCAUCACCAUCCUCGUCCCCGUCCAGCAACAAGCCGACAGACAUGGAAAUCUACAGCUACAUCUUCCAUGACGAGGAGAUUCAGCGGGUUCUCACACAACCGGAUCCUCGGUACGGACUGGGGACUCUAAUGAGCCCCAUGUAA
Messenger RNA from Grosmannia clavigera kw1407, 1092 nucleotides. RefSeq lists its product as uncharacterized. NCBI's taxonomy places the organism in Eukaryota, Fungi, Ascomycota, Sordariomycetes, Ophiostomatales, Ophiostomataceae. The coding region runs from base 1 to 1092 and encodes 363 amino acids. The transcript is spliced from 4 exons. The record is from RefSeq and is a predicted model, not a curated record.